Cuscuta campestris is the source of this 2608-nucleotide messenger RNA. Lineage: Eukaryota; Viridiplantae; Streptophyta; Magnoliopsida; Solanales; Convolvulaceae. The record is from the annotation of a GenBank genome assembly.
CUGGGUGGAUCUACGUUUGGACCAAAAUUUUUAUAUUUCCGCUUCCCUAUCCAAGCGUAGAACCCAAGAGAUGGAAGAGCUGAAGCUAGGAUUAGUGGUGGUCGUGAAGAGAUGGUGGUGGAGCAAUGGUACUAUUGUCAUGGAGUUCGGAUUCGGCAUCGUGGGUUCCUCCGGCAACGGGAUAAGUUCUGAAGCUCCGGUAGAAACCUCUUCAGUUGCCAUGGUUGUGCCGUCCUCAUUGCUUCCCUUCGAGUCGAGUGUGGGGGCCGCCACCAUGACAUCCUUCUCGAUGCCGAGCUCGAUCUUCGGGUCGGCUCCUCGACCCAUUCCCGGGAUCGAAACCACGGGGGGUUACACUGUUGAUCCUCCCCAGCCGAACGACGGCAACGACCCCCUCGUGGCGAUGGUGAACCAAGCAUUCUUGAACAAGAAGUAUCAAGCUGAAGAUGCCGGCACGAAGAAGUUCAUCGUCGGGAAGAUGCUGGACUACAAGAUGGUUGACAACAAAUCUGUUGUCGCCCAGGCUGAGGAGCUUACAGUAAUCUUCAAUAAAUGCAAUGAAGAUAAAGUAGGCGUCAGCAAGGCCUUUUUAGUGGCGGCCAUCAUUCACAAACUUCCACACUCUUGGGAAGACUUCCAAGCCGAUCUCAAGCUCAAGAUAAUUGAGAUGAACCUGGAGCAACUGCUCACGCGGUUGAGAAUCCGAGAGGAAGGGCUUGCGAGAAGAGGUGGUGGGGCAAAGGUGAAUGUGGUAGAGCAUCCUUCGGGCUCUUCACAUGGAGGAAAGGACAAAAAGAAAAUAGGUCCUAAAGGUGGUCUUUCUAAAUUUGCAGGGAAGUGCUACAAUUGUGGCAUUACCGGCCAUCGUUCCUCCGACUGUAGGAAAAAGAAGCCACAAAAGAACAAGAAGAAAACCACUGAAGCCAUGGGUGCAGAGCUCGAAAAUUUGGACCUCUGCGUAGUUGUCACCGAGGUGAAUCUUGUCGGGUCAAAUCCGAGGGAAUGGGUUGUGGAAACAGGAGCCACACGCCAUAUUUGCCCCAAUAAGAGCAUGUUUCACGAAUUCGAAGAGACCACCGGUGACAAGGUCUGGAUGGGCAACUCGGCCCAAUCAGAGGUACAAGGGGUUGGUAAGAUUAAGCUUAAAAUGACCUCCGGAAAAGAGCUAACACUUAAUGACGUGCUCUAUGUGCCAGACAUUCGCAAGAAUUUAGUGUCGGGGUCAUUGCUGAUCAAACACGGCUUUCGGAUGGUGUUUGAAUCAGAUAAGCUAAUCUUGUCCAAGAAAGGGAUUUUUAUAGGAAAAGAGAAACAAGGUUGUAAAUUGUGGAAUCUUCAGGCUGGCCGGAUAUUUUCUGCAUCAACUGUGUGCAGUGGCAAUGAAGUACCUCCCAUGCGAAACCAGAGCUCCAAAAAUCUAGAGCAACAAGCUCGGAUUGACGGAUUAAUCGGCAAGAACAGCCCCCGCGGUACUGUUCAUGUCGCGAACGAGAAACCCCCAUUUAGAGCUCUUCCAUUGAGAGCUCAUUACGACUUCUUCUCUAUUGCCAUAAAUGUAGUGGAGAAGAGCUCCAUCGUCACCACGGCGGCGGAUCUUGAGAGCAGGGAGGAGAUUGACACUCUAAGAGGAUUUGAGGGUAACACCACUCACUCAAUAGCCCAACCAUAUCCAACCUUAAUCGCCAUCGCGCCUGUGUUGUUCAAGAGCAAAGGAUUUGCCGAUUCCCCAAGAGCCUUCACCAUCAGUCCUAGCCAUCACCAAUUUGCCGAGAGCCUUCGUCAUCAGUCCCACUGCCCAGCACAGACUGCCCAGUCGCCAAUUCAUACCCUUCGCCGUCAGUCCCACGCCAUGGAAGUUACUGCCUGGGUGAGGCCUUGUAGCUGUGUUCUUGAAGGAAACCAAUGUGUUGAUGUUCAUGGUCAGGAAUACUGCACUGUAAAUGCUCAUGUCUUUGUUCUAUGCUUAUUGACGGCUUUGGCCAAGGUUUUGGAGUUGAACAGUGGCUUUCUGGUGGAUGGACUGAUUGAAGCGUUGACAAUUGUGGCUGGCAGUUACCGGAAACUCACGUCUCUCCUCUUUCUUCGUCCGUUUCAACCCAUCGACCCCAGCACUGCCGAUUCGUGGUCUUCGUCGCUCCGUCAGGCCGGCGAUCGCGGCAGCAACCGAUGGGUCUCGUUCCAGGGAAACAGCGGCGGCGACCCCACCUCCCUCUCCCUUCUUCGACGGCGUGUGAGAUUUCUGGCUGGUCCAGCGUCGACGACGGGAGUUCUAGCGGCGAGCUCCGUCCCAGGGCAGCCAGCGCCGGCGACCAUCCUUUCCCUUUUCCACCGGCGUGCGCGCGAGCCGCGACGACUCACAGCGGCAGUUUUCCCCUUUCUCCAGUUCAAGUUUCCUUCAACAAAUUCGAGGUAGGAACACUGAUUUUGAAGGGCAACCCGGAGGGCAGUGAAGUGGUGGUGUGGCGUGGAUGGCUCUUAAUUACUUUAAUAAUUAAACUACAUUAUUUUAAUGGAUUUCAUGGACUGUUGGACGUUACUUUGGUUUUAUUAUGCUUCCGCGACGUUUGGACUUGUUUUGUUACUCUGAUAAAAAAAUUUGGUUUAGUUU